AUGAACUCCCGAGUAAUAAAAUUAAUUCUGAGUUAUUUAGCGGCUCUUUUAAUUUCGUCGGUAAGCGGUACACAAUACCUUUUCUCAGCAUACAGUACAUCGUUAGCAGAUCAAUUACGUUUUAGUUCCGUUCAAAUAAAUACAAUUGGCAGUGCUGCAAAUUAUGGUGUUUAUCUGUGUAAACCGCUUUUUGGAUAUAUUGUUGAUAAUUAUGGAGGAAGAAGGACGACAUUGUUCGCUUCUUUUGCCGUUUUCACGGGUUACUUUUUACUUGCAAUGACAUAUAACGGAACUCUAUCUAAUUCGUCAUUCUUGUUAUGUGCCUUGUACGUUUUCAUAUCAGGAAUGGCAUCAUCCGCAGGCUUGGUAUCAAGUCUCGUGACGAUUGCGAAAAAUGUUACAUCAUUUAGAGGGAUAGCAUUUGGGGCUCCGAUGGCAUUAUUCGGAUUAACGGCGGCGAUAUAUUCGGAGAUAGAUACGUUAUGGUUCAAAAAUGAUACUUAUCUUGUUGUGCCUAUACCAAACAACAAAGACGAAGUUGUUGAAGAAGGAAUUUCAUCUAAUACUUCAACGCAUGAUCAAGAUGAGAGAUUACCAUUAUUACAACAUAAAACGGAGGAGGAGAUCGACAUUGGUGGCUGGGAUUUAUUUUAUAACCAUGACGCUAAAAUAUUGGCUGUAUCAAUGUUUUGUGUCGCUGGUACAGGACUAAUGUAUAUAAAUAACGUUGGGACGAUAAUUAAAUCUUUAUAUUAUAAUUCAACUCAUCCUCAUGUUUCACCUUUGGAAGAAAUUCAAAAAAUACAAAAUCUACACGUGUUUUACCUUUCGGUUUUUUCAUGUUUAGGAAGGUUCACUUUUGGAAUCUUAUCUGAUUUAGCUAAAAUAUUAUUUAAUUUGCCUAGAUUAUGGUUUUUCAUGUUGUCUGGUAUUUGGUUGCUCAUUGCUCAAAUAUUAAUCCUAUUUUAUGCCGUUGAUUUGAAUAAAUUAUUUAUCGUUACUUUUUUUGUGGGAUUUGGAUUUGGUAAUAUAUAUGCUAUUACUCCUACAAUCGUUAGCGAAUGGUUUGGUAUUAAAAGAUUUGGAUUGAAUUGGGGAAUCAUUGCCGCUGUUCCGGCAUUUGGUGGACAAUUAUUUAAUUUGUUAUUCGGCUUGAAUUAUGACCAACAUAAAGAUCAUUGUUCAGGAGCGCAUUGUUAUAAUGUCGUUUUUUAUCUUAGUUCAAUCGCUUGUUUGUUUAGCGUUCUUUCUUCUUUGAGUUUAUUAUAUACUAUACAUAAAAAGCAUUAA
Molecule: messenger RNA, 1290 nt
Organism: Funneliformis geosporum
Lineage: Eukaryota; Fungi; Glomeromycota; Glomeromycetes; Glomerales; Glomeraceae
Source: the annotation of a GenBank genome assembly